This is a messenger RNA of Onychostoma macrolepis, 4040 nucleotides long. It is a transcript of the gene sh3gl1a, whose product is annotated as SH3-domain GRB2-like 1a. Gene Ontology annotation, biological process: synaptic vesicle uncoating. Lineage: Eukaryota; Metazoa; Chordata; Actinopteri; Cypriniformes; Cyprinidae. Bases 192 to 1292 code for a protein of 366 amino acids. The transcript is spliced from 10 exons. Gene Ontology annotation, cellular component: glutamatergic synapse; cytoplasm; presynapse. Gene Ontology annotation, molecular function: protein binding. The record is from RefSeq and is a predicted model, not a curated record.
UCUAGUUGCGUCGCGUCGCAGUGUAGAUGGGGUGUGACGUGCACAUUGCAGGCUCAAACUCUGGCCGAUCAGGAAGAAGAGAUUGCGAGAGUUUUUUCACAGCUCUGUGGAAGCCUAUAGUUUUGUUUUUUAAAUAUUGGGUGAAUUAAAUUAAAUCUUAAUUUGAUAAAGCGAAAAGAUCCGACGCAAAGAUGUCUGUUGCCGGACUAAAGAAACAGUUUUAUAAAGCGAGUCAGAUGAUGAGCGAGAAGGUGGGAGGCGCAGAAGGAACCAAACUGGAUGAGGACUUCAAAGACCUUGAGAGGAAGGCUGAUGUCACCAGCAAAGCCAUAUCAGAUGUUCUCUGCAAAACUACUGAAUACCUGCAGCCUAACCCAGCAUCAAGAGCGAGGUUGACCAUGGUGAACACCAUGUCUAAAAUGCGCGGGCAGGUGAAGAGCCCAGGUUACCCGCAGGCAGAAGGCCUUCUGGGAGAGUGUAUGCUCAAAUACGGCCGUGACAUGGGAGAGGACACCAACUUUGGCGGUGCUUUAGUGGAGAUGGGAGAGGCCAUGAAGAGGCUGGCAGAAGUGAAAGACUGUCUAGACAUUGACGUCAAACAGAACUUCAUCGACCCUUUCCAAACUAUAAUCGAGAAGGACCUGAAAGACAUACAGCAUCAUCUGAAGAAACUGGAGGGCCGCCGACUGGAUUACGACUACAAAAAGAAGCGUCAGGGGAAGAUUCCGGAUGAGGAGCUCAGGCAAGCAGCAGAGAAGUUCGAAGAGUCCAAAGAAACAGCUGAAACCAGCAUGCAGAACCUUCUGGAUACUGACGUGGAGCAGGUGAGUCAGCUCGCAGCUUUGGUCGAAUCUCAGCUGCAGUUUCACAAACAGUCUAUGGAGGUCCUGGAGGAGCUGGCACAGAGAAUGAGAGAAAGAGUAAACAAGGCCCAAUCUCAGCCGCGCCAGAAACGGAUGCCUGUGUCCAGACCCAGUUUUGAUUGCUCGGAUCCGGAAGACUCUAACGGAGGCUGGAAUCCGUCAGCUGCACAACCCUCAUAUCCAUCUGCAGUGGCCCCCUCCUUUAACAGGACAUCUUCACGCCAAAAACGCAAUUCGACAGAUCAGCCCUGCUGCAAGGCUCUGUACGACUUUGAACCGGAGAACGAUGGAGAGCUUGGCUUCAACGAGGGCGACAUCAUCACGCUGACCAAUCAGAUAGACGAGAACUGGUUCGAGGGAGCCGUGCACGGCCAGACCGGAUUGUUCCCCUGUAACUACGUAGAGGUGAUGGUGCCACUGCGGCACUGAUCCCACACAAAACAGGAAGAGGAAGUGCAAUGGCAGGUACAGACAGGGAGAAAGGGAAAAUCUGUGAUUUGUAUUUCAUUAUGAGCACUUUGUCCUCCUGAGAGAGAUGUUGGAUAAUAUACAGUAAGAAUUUGGGUUAUUAUUUGUUACUUAGGGUUCAGGUCCAGUGUUUUAGUUCAUCUUAGGAGAAACUAGCAUUCCCCAAAGUACAAUAAACAUCAUUGAGAAGUAUGUCAACGAUAAAUCCGUUUUGGGAGUGUUCAUUCUAGAGUCAAAUGGGUUUUAUUUUCCUAUCAGUUUCCUAUAAUGAUGUUACUUGCUUACAAAUUCACUCAGCAGCAUUACUUCCCUUCCUUCCAAGAAGUGUCUUCUGUUGGUAGUUACUGACGUCUAGUGGCCGCAUUUGUGUAUAACAGUUAAAAAUGCUGCCUAGCUUUUGUAUACAAUUUAUAUUCAUUUGAAUCUCAUGAUUGUUUAACUAACCCUUUCCCAUUAGUUUUAGUUGUAUUGGGUUUGUUUCAUUUUCCUUAAAGGGAUAUGCACCCAAAAAUGUAUAUCCUGUCAUUUACUCACCCUUACAUGGUUUCAAAUCUCUGAACUUCUUUUAGCUUUUGAACACAAAAGCAGAUAUUUUGAAGAAUGUUGGUGACCAAACAGUUGACGGUAGCCAUUCAAUUCCAUAUUAUGGAAACAAAUACUAUAAGUCAAUGGCUACCGUCAGCUGUUUGGUUGCCAACAUUCUUCACAAUAUCUUCUUUCGUGUUCAACGGAAGAAAGAAACUCGUACAGAUUUGGGGCAAGUGGAGGGUGAGUAAAUGAUGACAAAUUUGGGUGAACUAUCCCUUUAAAUGCACUUUAGCUCUGCAUUAGUAAUUAGGUUAAAAGUUGACUUUAGCAUCAAAACAAAAAGCGAGGUCAACAGAUAAAUAAACUGUCUUUGCAUGAGCAUCAACAGGGGUAAUUUACUCAAAAAUAGAAAUUAAGUUUUAUUUUGUCACCCUCAUGUUGUUCCAAACUCAUCCAGUUUCAUGAUAUUGAAGAGUCAUAUGGGUGAGUAAAUAAAUCUAUUUCUUUAAAUGAUCACUUCCUGCUUGCAAAUUCUAUUUUGAAAUGAGUAUGUAAAUGAGUUAAAUCCAGCUGUUCGGUGAACCAGGAAGUAUUUUUACUUUUCUUUUUACAUUUUUACAUUUCUUUUUCCACGAUACCAUCCCUCGUUCUCUCUUCUGGAAAAGGGAACCUUUAUAAACCCACUUCUGCACUGUACCUGUGUUUCUGAGAAGUAUAGUGGGACUCACACGAUUAAAAACCUCAGCUUACAGAUAUUAGAGCUCCGCGUGGAUGUUGAGUUCUUGAAAAGGGAAAUUAAGUGUGUGAACCACUGUUGUGAUUCUGUUUUUAAGCCCAAAUUGUUUGUCUUCUGGUUUAUUACGGCUUUAAUCCGUUUAACUUUUUAAAAGAGGGAAAUCAGAAGUUCCUCUAUCGCUGAUUCUGGUUCAGUUUCUAUUUCUCAGGGAAAGGUACGUCUGCUGUAGUCCUACUGUACAGAGAAACUCAUUGGGACUCAUUCGUAAUAUCUAACGUGUUCAGAAAAAAAAAAAAAGACAGUUUUGCCUAAAGUGCUGACAAUUGAAAUUUGUUGCAUAAACUGUACCAAACAAAUGUUUACAUGGUUUUGUAUUUGUGAAUUUUGCUAUUCUUUUCAUUGCAAUAAUGAUAUCAUUCAACAGUUUGUGGAGUACUUUUUGAAUUUGAAGAUACAGUCUAGAAUCACUGCAAAUGUCAAGAUGUAGUUUAAACGACAAAACUGAACAGCAGCUCUUCCACAUGCUAUUACAUACCUCCACAUUAUAGAUAGUCGUGCUCAGUAGUUUUAGAUUGUAUUUUGAACAAAAUGUCAAAAGGAGGUAUUGGACUCGUUUAGAUUAUCUAGCGUUUUGGAUUAUAUUUCAGAAUUUAUCUUUUUUUCUUUUUUCUGGUUUCUUGACGAGGAAAUCUUGAAAACUGGGAUCAGGUUGUAAUCUGUCCAGAGUUACUGCAGUAAAAGUAGAAAAUCAGAGCUGUCGGAAAGCGUAAUGUUCAGUGUUGUGCAUCAUAAUCGGCACUGCUAGGUCAAUGUAGAUAACCACAGCAUGUUCAGAAUGAGAUUUCAGCAGUUAAGAUCCUGCCAUCACCUCUUUCGAUGUGCCUUUUUUUCUCUUUUACUCAUGUAAUUACAUUUGCAUUAGUCAGCAGAUCUGAUCUUUAUGUAAUUCAGUUGUUUAAUCCCGAAAGGAACCAGUGUGACCAGCUUUUGUAAAGUAUAAACAUUUGUGUCAUUGUGUUUCGGGAGAGAGAAGCUGGUUCAAGGUUUCAGGUUCAGGUCUUGCUCUGGUAACCUUUUGUUUUUUUUUACCUUGCGCUGUUUCAUCCAAGCUGCUUCCUACUGUAAUAGCUACUGUACUCUCAACAUCCUACAUGCCUUCUGAUGUUGCUUACACUACACUUAACAGUAGGCUAGUCAUAUUUUAUUAUGGGUAUAAUGUUUUAUAUGUAAUGGAAAACUUUUGUUUGUGCCUGUUAUUGUCCCUGGUAAAUAUUGUUAGACCUCAAAUCGAGAUUUAUGACAAUCAGAAAGUGUUUUAGAAAGAAUGCUUGUUUGAAUCAGUAUUUCCUGCCUAAUCCAGUUGUGAUUUUAUUUUUUAUUAUAAAAAUGUGCAGGGUUAAGAGAACAUUGUAUAUUUUCAUUUUAAAUAAAGGUGAAAAACUAUA